Seminavis robusta is the source of this 4036-nucleotide messenger RNA. The record is from the annotation of a GenBank genome assembly. Lineage: Eukaryota; Bacillariophyta; Bacillariophyceae; Naviculales; Naviculaceae.
AUGAAGCAACUCACCGCUUUCCAUUUUUUUUUCUGGUAGCGGGAAAGCGCUGACACUUUGUUGCUGACGGUGUUCACAGAAACAGAAGAGGGGCUUCUUUGAUCCUUACUACCUGCCAACCUCUGCUCAUGAGGCAGUGGGUACCAUACCAUGCUACGUAUUUUGAUGAUGUUUGCACGGUCAAAGAUCCCUCUAGCAUCCAUCCAGCAAAUCUGGUCCAAUCAAUCGGACUAGCAACCAACGUUGAUCCGGUAAGAAAGGAGGGUGCUGUUGGUUCCUUGCUCCUUUCAAUUCCCAAGUAUGGAAUCUAUCUAUCAGCUAUCUAUCACUGGCUCCUGCAACAGGCAACCACAACAGCACAAGGAAUAGACAACAGGUGCCUCGGUGCUCAUUGUUUUUGAGGGGUCCGGUAACAGUGACAAAGCAGUCACUUUGCAAGAAAGGUGUGAUUUUUAAGAGACGGCGACUUUGUGACUUAGAAAGUUGCAGUCUUUUUACCAACUCAACAAUCUCACAUCCAUAGCUCCCCAUUGCAUCCAUGCAGCAGACUGAGGACUGUCACUCGCUGCUUCUGGGUGGUGUACAGCUGGGUACUUCUUCAGCCCAUCAUCUAUGUAUGUAUCGUUAACUGUUGUUGGGCUGCACUGAACCAUUGUACAGUACAUGUAUCGUAUGUGCAUUGUCAGACUAUUGUUGUUGAUCUGGCCAUGCAAGGACAAUGGUGUACCAAGGCAGCCAUGACGAUCAUUCCACAUCUCCCGCUGCAAAUGCCAGUUUUGGCCGUCCAGCUCUGCACUUGUUGAACCUGGUGGGGACGACCAAUGGCGUGGUUGAGGGCACUACACGGCGUCGCCUCUUUGAGCGUUUGAUCUAUAGCAUUGCCAGUCCCUUUUUGGCGUACAAGCAUUUGCAAGAACGCAAUGGGAGUGUCUUGAAUAAUCUUCCCGCUCUAUUACUGGAAGCCUGUCCCGACAUGGAAUGGUCCUUUGAAUGGCGUGACACGCGCUUUUCCGAAUCGGUGGCACUGCAGCAACUCAUACAGGCCACUUCGUCUUCUACUACUAGCAGCAGUAGUGGUAGUAAGAGAAGAAUGGCCGUCGUGGGAGACUUUCCCUCCAGGGUGACCAUUCCGCUCAGCAUUGUCUCGAGUGCCCUUGAUAUGGUUCAGAUCAGUGGCAGUGCUUCCAGUGCGCAGCUCGAUUACACAUCGCCCUUUUUCGCCAGAACCAUACCGAACGACUCGGGGCAAGCCCAGGCGGCGAUUGCCUACUUUCAACAAAGCAAAGUCACUCAUUUGGUACACAUCUUUGUCAAGGAUCCCUAUGGCAUUCACAUGAAUGUCGCCGUCCAAAACUUGUGUCGACAAGCGGGCAUCAGACUACGGAGUAUACCCUAUCAUGAUGAGCACGGGGACGAAGAUGCCGUCUUGAAUGACCUGGAACAGUCGGGAUACCGAUACGUCUAUGCCACUCUAUUUCAUGAAGAAGACUUGAUGGUGGCUGCUUGGGAUCGACAACUUAUUGGUGGAGACAGCGGACGUGUCUGGUUUCUCUCGGAGAAACUGUGGUUGACCAAUCCAACGUAUUCCCUGUCGGCGAGCUCCAAACGCAACUACAAACUAGCUCGCGCUAUUCAUGGGAUUGGACUCGUCAAUUUACAUUUUCCAUCUCAUGAACGAUUAGAUCAAGCAUUGAAAGACUUUGCCAACAAUACUGCCCUCCAGCAAGAAUUCCUUGCCACAAUCAACAGCCACGAUGAUCCAGAACUGGCAGAAGCAUUGGUCAACUACACCUUUCCACCGUUUCAUCAUCACUGGAAUCAAUAUCUCUACUGGGAUGCCGUCAUGGCCUUGGGGAUUGCUUCCUGUCGGUCCAACACGACGACCGGAGCCGUACUGCACCAACAACUUCUCGACACGCAAUUCAUGGGUGCUUCGGGCCCCGUCUCAUUUGAUGCCUUUGGGAACCGACGCAUUGACACGGUCCAGUAUCGUAUUGACAAUAUUCUGCUGCGACAUCCACUACCCGACAACAGCACGACCGACGCCGUGUACAAGUUUCAGAGUCACUUGACCAAUGUCGUUUACGGUCCCACCAAUAUCAGCAAUAUUACUCCCUUUGUGUUUGCUGCUGCAGUUGCCACCGACCACAACUCUUCUUCUUCUUUGCUCACCACCACCAUGAUUCCACCGUUGCCAUUGCCCCCACUUGAUGCCGAAUGGAACGUCCUUCCAGCCGCCGCCAAGGGGGCGGGGUACGGGUUGGGCAUUGUGGUACUGCUAAUGUCCCUGGGAUUCAUGGGUUGGACACUCACCAAACGCACCAUUGCCGUGAUUUCUCUUUCCCAACCCAUCUUUCUCGUUCAAUUAUGCGUGGGGACCACCCUCAUGGCCCUGGCCGUCUUUCCCAUGAGUUUACAAAGUGGACUCGACGGUGGACCAGCUCAAGAAAAGGACUAUCAACAGUGGCUGAAUGCCGCGUGCAUGUCCACGUUGUGGUUGCUCUUUUUGGGAUUUGUCAUUGCCACUUCGGCACUCAUGUCCAAGAGUUGGCGUUUGAAUCGCAUCCUCAACUCUGGAAUGGCCAUGCGACGCAUUCAAGUCCAAGCACAAGACGCAAUUUGGCCCUUUUGUGUUUUCAUGACAAUCAACGUGACAUUGUUGCUGGGUAUGACGGUGGUCUCGCCACUGCGUUUUGAACGUGUGCCAAUUGGCAGCCACAAGGAUGCCUUUGAUCGGCAUGUGGAAAGCUACGGUACCUGUGUCGCGCAAGAUCGGAGCAAGCUGUACGGGUUCUUGAUCCCCAUGUUGCUGGUGGACCUUUGUGGAUUGAUUGCCGCCACCUAUCAAAGCUUUCGAGCUCGCAAUUUGCCAACCAUGUACUCCGAAUCGUCCUAUUUGGCAGUGAGCAUGAUCAGUCUGGUCGAGACUUUGGCCAUUGGAGGUCCCAUUUUGUUUGCGCUGGAUGGGACUAAUCCAACAGCGUUCUAUGUGGCGUCCACUACGGUGUUGUGCAUCACUUGCUUCACGAUAUUACUUCCCGUGUUUCUGCCCAAAUUUUGGAUGAGAAACAUGGCAGCCCCACGAGGAAUGGGGGCUUCCUUUGUGGCAUCGUCGAGACGGUUUUCCUGUCCUGCAAUCAACACCCACAGCAAGGAUUCUUCCUGCAGACUGGAUGACUAUGAACUGCGUCCUGGCAUGCUGGCAAUCGUUCGGCGCGAUAAUCGAACAACCAUGGAAACAUCCUCCAUGGGAUUUUCCAAGCGUUCGUCCAGGCGGUUCCGGCCACCACCACAACCUUUGGGAGAAGUCAACGAAUUGCGGGAAUUUGAAGCAUGAGCAAACUCUAGCUGGGCCCGCAUACAAAGCUAAUUGAAGGUAUGCGGGGUAUGCAUUGGGGCUGUGUGACAUGCAGGAGUCAUACAUCACCCGGUAGCUUGAGGAAGGUGUUUUUUGGGUCGCGUGUAGUGCGGAAGUCAUACAUUAACCGGUAGCUUGCGGAAGGUGUCCUCCUAACCCGCUCGACCAGAAUCCUUGCUUCGGUCAUCCGAGUCUUGCCAUUUCAAUUUGAGCAGGACGGUUGGUUGUGAGUUCCGCCUUGACGGCAUCGGCAUCAUGCUUGAACAGAGAAAGGAUGAGAUGGAAAUGUCGGCACCGGAACCAUCGUCGGCCAUGUUCGGUGGUGUCGCAGGCGUCUCCAUUGUUGGCGGUGCAUUCAUUGUCGCCGCAGAAGCAGGGUUCUUUAGAAACGAAGAGAUCGCGAUUGAUCGGCAAAGUCGUGAGAUGGUGGACAACAUGCUGGCAACCAUGCCACGCGAAUGUGACGUACAAUUCAUUCCUGACUUCCAGCUCGUUUGUGGUCAAAGGAUUGUUGGUAAUCACGACACCACUACCACUAGUAGUCAGCGGUUGGACUUGCCCUUCUGCAGGGUGAUUUCAAAUACAAAACCUGCCGGUUCGUUCGCGCCUACGACGGCACGAACUCGAUGAGUCAGUUGCUUUAGUACGUUUAGUUGCUUUAGUACAUUUCUUCUAUUA